UGGGCUUAACCUUUAAUGUAAUUUCUCUCUGCAAUGGCAAUGGGGUUUCAUUACUUAGUUUUAGUGUGGAUGGUAAUAAGUUGUGCAAUAGCAGAUAAAGCAAAAGACAGAGAGGAGUGCACAAAUGAGUUGACAGGGCUUGCUACAUGUUUGCCUUAUGUUGGAGGUCAAGCAAAAUCUCCAACACCUGAUUGUUGCAGUGGUCUGAAACAAGUCCUCAAGGAUGACAAGAAGUGCUUGUGCGUGAUUAUUAGAGACAAAGAUGAUCCAGAACUUGGUCUCAACAUCAAUGUUACACUUGCUUUAGGUCUUCCUUCUGUUUGCCAUGCACCUGCUAACGUUUCUCAAUGUCCUGCCCUUCUACACUUGGAUCCUAAUUCCCCUGAAGCUCAAGUUUUUUACCAAUUUGGUAAUCACGGUGCAAGUAGCCCCGCUCCAACUCCAAGCUCUACCGCUGGAGGGUCAGGGAACUCCAUCAGUGCAAGCAGCAGCAGCAAGGGGACCAGUGAUGGAUGUUGCAGUAGAAAGAGAUGGGUGGGAUUGGAGAUUGUUUCUGGAGGUGUCUUACUGUUUUAUUUCAUCACUUCAUACAUGUGAUAAGUGGUAAUUGGGGAUGGAUUUGUAUUUCUUGGGCCUGGAGUUGACUGUUUAGUUACUACUGUGUUUUUUGUUUACUAAUUUAAUUCUAGUACCUUUACAAUUGUUGAAGGAAAGAGUUAUGAACCUACAUAAAAUAUUAAUAAUGCAACUGAGAGAUUAAUGCUUGUCAAUACA
Molecule: messenger RNA, 774 nt
Organism: Pistacia vera
Lineage: Eukaryota; Viridiplantae; Streptophyta; Magnoliopsida; Sapindales; Anacardiaceae
Product: protein YLS3-like
Exons: 3
Coding region: 34-597 (187 amino acids)
Biological process (GO): lipid transport
Molecular function (GO): lipid binding
Source: RefSeq, a predicted model, not a curated record